GCUUCAAUGACUGCUCCAGCAAUUCGGAUUCCCUUUACGGGCCCUCUACCUCCGCCGAUUAUUGUCCCUCCGUCCGCACUCACGGUCGCAGGUGCCAUUGAUGCGCUCUUGACCUUUUUGACGGCCCCUCCGUCGCCGCAUCUGCGCGGCGUUGAUGUAGGCAGGCAUUCCCAGACGGUGCUCUUGACAGGCGCUGGCAUCUCGGUAGCUUCAGGCUUAUCCGAUUAUCGGGGUGAGAAUGGCACGUACAUCACAAACAAGACGUAUCGACCGAUCUACUACCACGAGUUCGUCGCUCGCCAUGAGUUUCGCAAGCGAUACUGGGCGCGAAGCUUCAUUGGGUGGCCGGGACUUCUCAAGGCGAAGCCAAAUUCGACGCACUGGGCUAUAAAAGACAUUGGUACGAAAGGAUAUAUUAGUUCAGUGGUGACGCAAAACGUCGACUCCUUCCAUUCUGUCGCGCACCCCGAGCUACCCACUCUCGAACUCCACGGCUACUUACGUUCUGCGGUCUGCAUCAAUUGUCGAACUGAAGUUCCACGGGACGAAUUUCAGCAAUCGCUCGAGAGGCUGAACCCCGCCUGGGCAGAGUUUCUCAAGAAAAUGGUCGAUAUUGGUGCGCUGAACGCGGACAACCCUGAGGAGCAGAGACGGAGGGGCUUGAAAAUCAACCCGGAUGGUGAUGUAGAUUUACCAGAAGCCCCUUACUCGACCUUUCGGUAUCCAGCAUGUCCAACCUGUUUAGAAAAGCCACCCCGGCUGCAGGACGGGUCCCAAUCCCGUGUGGAGGUAGAGCGCGAUGGGGCUUGGCUUCCAAAUUCUACAGCGGGGAUUUUGAAGCCGGCGGUCAUUAUGUUUGGAGAGAAUAUCGACCCAGCCGUCAAGGAGGGUGCAGAAGAGGCUAUCGACGAUGCGGGCAGACUCCUCGUCCUGGGCAGUAGUCUUGCCACAUACUCAGCGUGGCGCCUAGUGGAAAGGGCCUAUAAGCGAGGGAUGCCGAUUGGCAUCAUCAAUAUAGGAGGUGUCCGGAAUGAGUCGAUCCUCUUUAGCAAGGCGGAGCAAGAAACGGAGGCUGUAUGCCGGCAUGUCCGUUGCAGUCUCCCAUCCCAGGACAUUCUAGGCCCUGUGGCAGCACAACUGCCUUCACUUACUCGUCAUUAGUGUCCUUGUAUAGAUUGAAGAGGAUGUGAUGUAUAGAUGACGGUGAGCUGUGUGACCCGUUCAGAUAAGCAGCA
Aspergillus costaricaensis CBS 115574 is the source of this 1235-nucleotide messenger RNA. RefSeq names its product putative SIR2 family histone deacetylase. The record is from RefSeq and is a predicted model, not a curated record. The transcript has a single exon. Gene Ontology annotation, molecular function: NAD+ binding. Bases 7 to 1161 code for a protein of 384 amino acids. Lineage: Eukaryota; Fungi; Ascomycota; Eurotiomycetes; Eurotiales; Aspergillaceae.